AUGAGUGGGAGGGAAGGGCGUCUUCCUAAUGGAUAUCUUUCAUCUCCUCUUCUCUUCCCAACUUGUGAAAGUGUCCCGAGAUAUUACUCCAGCCAGUGCCGUGUUGCAAGUCAGAACAGCUGUCUUCCAGCUGCAGGGAUGGAAUGGCUUUCGACAACGCUGUGGCUGUUCGUCUAUCUGAGCAUUGCCGUCCUCUGUUUGUACUUUGGGAGCUCGCUUCAUUACAUUAUGACCAGGACUCAUAUCCCUGCGGAAAUUAAUCCGAAUGUGAAACUACGCAUCCUUACAGUCUGCAUGCAUUUCGGACGUCGAUUGUCGGUGUUGGUGGAAAAACUGGGCCUCUGUCACCGUUACGAAGUCUGGCGGUUCUUCUUCAAAGGCAUCCCUCCGAGGAAGAGUUCGGCGGUGGUUACGAAAGAUCUGGAUUUCGAUGGGGUGAACGUGAGGGUCUAUUGGCCCCGAACACUGCCUGCUGGGAACGCGAGAGGAAUGGUGGUCAUUCCUGGAGGGUUUGGGCUGUGCGGAAGUAUCCAGGCGUACGAAAGGAUGAGCCGUUAUAUCGCCCGAGAAAGUAAUACCGUGGUUGUUAAUAUUGGUUUCCGCCUCGCCCCGGAGCAUCCGUACCCAGCCCAAAUCCAGGACUGCUGCAUCGCUACCGAGCACUUUUUGAGGAACGCGGAGGAUUACGGAGUGGAUCCGAACCGUAUCAGCAUCGGCGGAGAAAGCAGCGGGGCCUCGUUUUCCGCAGCCGUGUGCCAGAUCCUGGUUAGAAAGGGGUUCCUCCCCAAGCUCCGGGCUCAGGUCCUCUUGUACCCAUUUCUCCAAGGAGUGGAUUUCAAUUUGCCAUCUUAUCAGCAGAACCAUUCGAUUCCCCUCUUGUUUCGGAAAUUCACCGUCAACCACGGCUCAACGUAUCUGAUCGGGAAAGCCAUUGACGUGGAAGUAAUGAUGAAGGGAAGCUACAUUCCAGAGGAUUUGCGGGUGAAAUACAGAAAGUGGGUGAGCGGGGACCACGUUCCGGAUGAAUUCAAGGUUCGGGGCUACCAGUCAGUGGAACCUGCUCCGUUUUCCAACGAGCAGUACAAAAUGUUGAAGAAAGGCUUUGAUCCUGCCUAUUCGCCGCUUUUAGCCGAAGACGACAUCAUUCGCCAGCUCCCGGAGACGCUCCUCGUAACGUCGGAGUACGACAUCCUCCGCGACGAUGGGCUUUUGUACCGAAAGCGCCUAGAAGGCAACGGCGUGCCGGUAACGUGGCACCACAUUGAGGACGGCAUCCAUGGAAUGACAUUCACAAUCGACUAUGGGUUCCUCGAAUUUCCCAAUGCACGGCGUGGUUUGCAACAUGUGGUGAAGUUCUUAGAAGGGAUGUAACAUUCAAUAGUGUAUUAUAUAUGUUCCCUCCUUCGGAGAGGCCCAACAGUUGGAAAGUUAGGAACGUCCUUACCAUCCCUCCGUUGGCAUAAAAAGAAACGUAGUUGCCGUAGGAUUCGGUUCUAUAAAAAAGUAUAAAUUGUUCUUUCGAAACAGAAAUACCAAGACUGUCAUUCUGGGGAAGGUCAAUGCCAAAUCCCCUCAUGCCCAUGUCAUCUUUAUUUUCCCAUGACGUCUCAGAGGGCCACUUCACCCAGCAAUAGCCAACCCAGUGAGAUCCCACGGAGCCACUUCACCUAGAUACAGCCAACUCCUCACCUAACUCACAAUGUCUCCCUGGCAACAUGGCUCUCUUUUCUUCCUCCCUUCCCCUUAUAUACAUCACAUUUCUUUACCCAUGACAUCCCAGAGGGCCACUUCACCCAAGAACAGCCAAUCCAGUGACAUCAUGAAGGGCCACUUCACCCAGCCACAGUCAAUCCAGUAAUAUCACAAAGCACCACUUCACCUAGCGACAGCCAAAGCAGUGAGAUCACAGAGGGCCACUUCACCUAGGAACAGCCAGCCCCUCAUCUACUUCACAACAUCUCUCUUCACAACAUCUUCACAACAUGGCUUCCUGGUUAUCCUAUAUAAACCAGCGUCUGAACCCAAGGGGCAGCUGGGCUCCCACAGAAGU
Molecule: messenger RNA, 2050 nt
Organism: Anolis sagrei ordinatus
Lineage: Eukaryota; Metazoa; Chordata; Lepidosauria; Squamata; Anolidae
Source: RefSeq, a predicted model, not a curated record